UCAGUCAAUUAGCGAUUAGCGAGGCAACGUGCUGAACACUAACCACUCCACAGAUCAGUUUCAUUUGGCAUGCCCAUCGAUCGGUUGGCCAAAAAGCGCGACGAGUUCGAGAUAGCUUGCAGAGGCGUUCCAGAGAGACACAGGAGGCAUUCCUUUCAUGCCCGGCGAGCGUAGUUCACAGGACUUACAGAUUGAGCAGGAUGAGCCUGAUAAGGUUGGGGCUAGCUCUGCUGCUCCUGCUGGCCGCCGUGUCGCAGUUGCUGCAGCCGGUCCAGGCACGUCGCAAGAUGUGCGGCGAGGUCUUGAUCGAGGCAUUGGAAAUGAUUUGUGUUAAUGGCUUUAUACGCAGGGUCAGGCGCAGCGAGGGAGCCAAGGACAAAGAUAGAGUGCGGUCCCUGGUCCGCAAGCUCCAGCAGCCGGAGGAGGAGGCGGAAACGGAAUUGGACUCGGAAUCGGCAUCGGCAUCGGAGCCACCGGCCAGCGGAAGUGGACGCAAGUUGCGACGCCACCGGCGACGCAUUGCCCACGAGUGCUGCAAGGAGGGCUGCACCUACGACGACAUCAUGGAGUACUGCGCCUGAUGACCAGCAGAUACCAAAUCAGAGAUCCCAAAAAUCAGACAACAGAUCCAAUAAACUACAAACCAGAUCCCAAAAAUAUAACAGAUAUGGCUAAGAUUUUGUGGCGGCAAUAGGAGGCACAGAAGGGUCGGAUGACGAGGACUAGAGGACCAGCGCCACCCGACCGGCAGGCGUUUUGCAAUUCAUUUUCCCACACUUAACCCUAACUAUAAACGUAAUCAAAUUUUCAAAUAUAUUUCAUUGUAAAUUUCCUAGUGGAAGCAAAUAAAGUUACUCUCCAAGCAGCAGC
Molecule: messenger RNA, 870 nt
Organism: Drosophila gunungcola (fruit fly)
Lineage: Eukaryota; Metazoa; Arthropoda; Insecta; Diptera; Drosophilidae
Gene: Ilp4
Product: probable insulin-like peptide 4
Exons: 2
Coding region: 201-581 (126 amino acids)
Biological process (GO): adenylate cyclase-inhibiting G protein-coupled receptor signaling pathway
Cellular component (GO): extracellular region
Molecular function (GO): G protein-coupled receptor binding; hormone activity
Source: RefSeq, a predicted model, not a curated record